UUGUGCAGGUGGACAGGUGCUUUUCAGUCGAUCGCCUGACUGUGCUGUGAUAACAUACACCUCGAUUACUUUUCGAGCGCGUUCAAUUUGAAUUUGCGUCGCGCGUUUAUACGAUACGCGUUCAAUUAUUAUCUGUAGCCGAUGCGUGCACGCAAACGUUUUGUAUAUCAAUUAAUUUAAUUAUCGACAUCGCAGGGGAUAGUGUUAUCUCUCCUAAAAAUAUAUAUCUUCCUUUAACUUCUUCCUUCUAUCGCGCUUUGUUUUGACGAUUUUUCACGAAGCUUUUUCCGUUUUUCCCUUUUUUUAUUACCAUCGAUUUUUGUAAGAUUUUAUGAUUAUUCGCAUUCGCAAAUUGGAGUUCGCAAGUUACAGACGAUAUUUCGUGACGAAAUGAUUAUUCGCGGACACGUCUGUCCAAGGAAAUGUUACGACGAAAAUCGAUGUGGGUGAAUCAAACGGUAACGAGACCUGUGCAAGUGUAAAUUUUAUAUAGAUGCGGUAUUGUCGGACGUCUCGUUAACAUCGUCUAACGGGUCACGCCAAUUGAUCUUGAUUGCAUUGCGUUUUAACGACGACACGUGUAAUACCGCAACAUGAAGAUGACACAAUACAACAGCGGUAUCAGUAGUAGCAGCAGCAGUAGUAGUAGCAGUAGCAACGGUCAAAACAACUUUAAAGAUCGCGGAAAUGAAGGAACGCUGGAGGAGAAGCUUAUGGUCGCUGUUCGUAUUCGACCCUUGGCUUCGAAUGAAAGCGGUACGAGAUCUUUGCAUGCUGUCAACGAUAAGAUGGUAAUGCUGGAGGAUCAGGAUAGCGAUAAGCAAAAACGCACAAUGCCGCGACAAUAUCUCUACGACAUAGUUUUUGGAGAGGCAUCGACACAAGAAGAUGUCUAUGAAGGUACAACAACAAAAUUAGUGCAGAAUGUUCUCAAUGGUUACAAUGCGACCGUGUUUUCGUAUGGCGCAACUGGCUCGGGAAAAACACAUACGAUGGUUGGAACGUCAUCAAAUCCUGGAAUUAUGGUGCGCGCCCUAAAUGACAUUUUCCUAGCGACCAAAAAAUUAUCGGACGACAUGGAAUUUACUGUAACGAUGUCAUACAUGGAGAUUUACAAUGAAAACAUUCGCGAUCUUCUCAAUCCUAAUUCGGGAUAUCUGGAAUUACGCGACGAUACUCGUGGUCGCAACGUUCAAGUCUCAGGAUUGACGGAAGUCUCUACCAAUUCGACAGAAGAGGUAAUGCAGCUGUUACACAGAGGUAACAAAGCGAGGACAAUAGAGCCGACUGCCGCGAAUAAGACUUCGUCACGAAGUCAUGCGCUUCUCAGCGUUAUAGUUAAACAAUUGUCUCGUCGAGUUCAAGAUGACGAACAACGUGUGCGUAACAAAAUAAAGCAAGGGAGAUUAUUCAUGAUCGAUCUCGCCGGAUCUGAACGGGCUAAGCAAACGAAGAACAAAGGCAAAAGACUGCAGGAAGGCGCGCAUAUCAAUAGAUCCCUUCUGGCGUUGGGUAACUGUAUCAAUGCCCUAUCUGGUGGAGCACGAUAUGUGAAUUAUCGCGAUUCUAAGCUUACCCGAUUGCUGAAGGAUGGCCUCAGUGGUAACUGUCGUACUGUUAUGAUCGCCCAUGUUUCACCAGCAAACGCGCACCGUGACGAGAGUAAAAUUACCUUGAUUUACGCGGACCGCGCCAACAAAAUCUCCAAUAAGAUCGAGCGGAACGUAUUGGACGUCAGUUAUCUACAUGUUGCGCAGUACCGUGAUGUAAUUAGCGACCUGAAAAGCGAAAUUUCGCGUCUGCGGAAUAAAAUGAAGGGUGAGAGACCGAGGCAGAUAGAGGCGGAGAAAGAAAUUCCGGGCGACACGUAUGGCAACAAUUUCAAAUCGUUAAGAGAGAAAAUAGUUUCCGCGUUUAAAGAGCAGAUGCGACUGAGGCCCCACGCGAACGCGGGGCCCAGAGGAAGGGCACAAAGACAUGAAAAAAGGGAAAUCCCUGCAGCGGGACACGGAAACCCCCCAGAGGACGGCCGACCGCGGACCGCCGCCACAAAGGGCUACCGACACCCACCGCGUAGCAGUGGGGCCGGAGCCCCAAACAGCAGCGAGCGGCAAACCGCGGCCGACCAACCCCAGGACAGCCCCGCAGCCCAAACGACGAAGACCCCGAAACGUAAAAGGUCCAACUCGGACCGAAUACACGUAGACCGUGAGGAGCACAAUGGCAGAACCCCGUAG
Temnothorax curvispinosus is the source of this 2237-nucleotide messenger RNA. Its product is annotated as kinesin-like protein KIF19. The coding region runs from base 594 to 2237 and encodes 547 amino acids. Gene Ontology annotation, molecular function: microtubule binding; microtubule motor activity; ATP binding. The transcript is spliced from 8 exons. Gene Ontology annotation, biological process: microtubule-based movement. Lineage: Eukaryota; Metazoa; Arthropoda; Insecta; Hymenoptera; Formicidae. The record is from RefSeq and is a predicted model, not a curated record.